This is a messenger RNA of Emiliania huxleyi CCMP1516, 657 nucleotides long. RefSeq lists its product as hypothetical. NCBI's taxonomy places the organism in Eukaryota, Haptophyta, Isochrysidales, Noelaerhabdaceae. Gene Ontology annotation, molecular function: serine-type endopeptidase inhibitor activity. Bases 1 to 657 code for a protein of 218 amino acids. Gene Ontology annotation, biological process: response to wounding. The transcript is spliced from 2 exons. The record is from RefSeq and is a predicted model, not a curated record.
AUGGCCGACAACGCUUCUCUCGCCGACCUGGCCCGAGAGCGGCUUGCACGGCGCGGACCGCCGCCGCCGCCUGCCGCACGCUCCGUGGCGCUCCCUGCGGUGCCCGGCUGGAAGCUGCUCGCAGCGGUCCUUGCAGGCUGGGCUGCACUCGCCUGGACGCAGCGGUCAGCUUGCGGCUGCGGCGCCGAGCACAGCCCAGAACAGGCGCUUGCGGACGCGCUGAGCGGCCUUGGCCAGCUGCUGAGCGGCGCGAAAAGUGCCCGGUCCGUGCAGCAGUCCUUUGGCCAGAGCAUGGAGCGGCUGCAGCAGAGCUGCGGCUCGCGGCUCAGCUCGGCUGUCUGCCACACCUCCUGCUGGAUGGCGGGCAAGGAGCUGCAGCGGUCGAUCUGGUGGUCGUGCUUCAGGCGCGGAGGCCACCGCCUGCCUGAGCAGCCGGGUGGCGGUGGGGCAGAGGGCCGCGGAACGGGCGGGCCUACCUCAUGGCCGGGGCUGGUAGGGGAGAAGGUCGGGCAGGCCGUGCGCCGCAUCUCGAGCGAGCGGCCGGACGUGUCCGUGCGCGUCAUGCGGGAGGGCGACAUGGCGACGAUGGACUUUGAUGAGGCACGCGUGCGGGUCUACGCAGACGAGUCGGAUACCGUGACGCGUGUCAGUUUUUAA